UGCGUUUCUGCUGCAUUCGCUAACUCGCCGGCAAGUGGAAUUCUUAUUACUAUUAUUGUUUUUGCAAAAUGCGUUGGCUUUAUGCCUGUUUUGUAAUCUUAUUGUGUGCGUUGAUCUUUUGCGAAUACGUUGCCGACUUUGUGGUAUUACAAAAGUGCAAAUGGCCCGAGAUACGACGCAAAAAAUAUGUGGACGAUCCGUUAAGGGCUAUGAUUAUUGCCGAUCCGCAUUUGUUGGGACCACAUCGCGGACACUGGUUGGACAAGCUGUAUCGUGAAUGGCACAUGACACGUUCUUUCCAGGCAGCAUCUCGUUUGCUCCAGCCCGAUGUGGUCUUCGUGCUGGGCGAUCUGUUUGACGAGGGUGACAUGGUCAGUGAUAAGCAAUUCCAGGAGUACGUUUGGCGUUAUCUGCAGAUGUUUAAUCUGCCUGCUGGCAUUCCGCUUAUCAGUGUGGUUGGCAAUCACGAUGUUGGCUUCCACUACAAAAUGCAUCCGUUUUUCAUGUCACGUUUCGAGAACUAUCUAAACUACUCCAAGGUUCAUCUUUACACCAUCAAGCAAAUACAUUUUGUGGUUGUCAACUCUAUGGCCAUGGAGGGCGAUGGCUGCUUGUUCUGCGCGGAAGCGGAGUCCGCACUCAAGAAUAUAUCAAGAACACUGCACUGCAUGCAACAUCCUCAUGAGGCGGAAUGUGCACGGACUCGUCGUCAUCCUUACAGUCAGCCCAUAGUCAUGCAACACUUCCCCACUUAUCGCAUAUCAGACCGGGUUUGUCGAGAACACGAUGCACCCCAUAUUGAGACAUUCCGCGAACGCUAUCAUGUGCUAUCCAAAGAUGCCACUGAUAUGCUGGGCGAGCUUUUGAAGCCACGUCUGGCGUUUGCCGGGCAUUCUCAUUAUUAUUGCCAUAACAUCAAUCGGUUGGGCAUCGAUGAGUAUACGGUAGCAUCGUUUAGCUGGCGCAACAAUGUCAAUCCCAGUUUCAUGCUGGCCACCAUUACGCCGGAUGAUUAUGCGGUAUUCAAAUGCAAAAUGCUGCCACAGCAGUUUGUCUUUAAUAGCUAUGUGAGUGCUGCAGUGGCCUGCCUAGUGUUAAUUGCAUUCCAGCUGCGAAAGUAUUUUGUGCGACGACGUCCAGCGACGGGAGCGGAGAAGAAGCACCACUAAGUGUAAUUAUAUGAGUACGAAGUAUUCAAAGUAUUUUUGUGAUUCACGGCCAAAUUAGGGGCUAACAUUUUAGGUAGCAUAAUGCUAGGAUUGCUCACACUCAUAAAAACAUUUAUCACAUUUUUGCGGCAUAUCAAUUAACAAUUAACAAACGCAACAGCCAUUUGCUGAUAUAUAGUACAUAGAAAUAUGUAUGUAUAUUUAUGAAUACUUUUAUCACAGACAUAAUGCUUGCUAAGUCCACACGGAAUAUACACACAUCGGGAGUCUGCCGACAAACAAAACAAAAAUGCCAAAGAAAUUAUACAAAUGAACUGGAUGCAAAGGAAACACAAAUUAGGAUUCAAAACUAAAUAUAAACAUGAUGUACAUACAUUAUGAAUGUGAAACUAAACAAAAAAAGGAUAUGCAGAUUCAUAGAUUCCUGUACCUUGUUACAAUGUGCGCGCCAAUUUUUUGUUCUUGCAAAAUCAAACUGCAAUUUGUACUACUAGACUAAAGAUAAAUUAAGCUACAACUACACUUAUAACUACACUCGAUAAUAGGAAUAUAAUAUUUUGGCUAACUACUUGCUCUUCUUUUUUGUGUGGAAGUGAGGCGUAUUGUCUAUGAUUGACCAUUCAGCAGGUUCGUUUGCGCCUGCGCAUGAUGAUUGCGUCCCACGAAGCAUUCCUUUGGCAAACAUCUAUGCAAUACUGGCGAUAUCAGAUCCGGAUCCAGUGAUUUCAGCUCUGUGGGUUUUGUGAACAGCGAGACAAUGGCACCAACCACAAUAACUGUAGCAACACCAAUGGGAUUGAUCCAAUGAUAUGAUAGUCGAUACAAUGGAAACACUUGCUCCUCAUCCACCCAAACGCUGUCGGGCAAUGUGACAUUCGCUGCACAGCUCUCCACGGACACUGGCAACUUCUGCGAAUUAAGUCCACCCGCUGCUAUGGUGAUUUGUGUGCCAAAUGAUAUCCAGCCCGCGAGCAAAGCGCCAGCAAUACCCCCUACUGCUGUCCCGAUAUUGUUGGCCCAUGGCACCAGCAUACCCAGCGUAAACAGACCAAACGUGGUGCCCGCAGCAAUGGCCGUCAUGGAGGUGCAGAUGCUCAGAAUGCCGCUCAACUGCUCGAGCACCAGGACCAGCGAGAGCGCCACCACGCCCAGCACAAUGAUGGACGUCUUGACAAGCACCGUGGAGGCGCGCUCGCUCGGCCGCAUCUUGAAGCAGCCGCGCACAAUAUCCUCCAGAAUGACCAGCGAUGUGGAGUUCAGCACCACGGAUAAUGAGCUCAACGCGGCGCCAAAGAUGCCUGCAAUAAAGAGACCAGCGAUGCCAGGAAUAUGCCCCACACUCUGCACCACAUACAAUGGCAACAGCUGAUCGUCGUGAGUGAUGAGGCCCGCGCUCAAUGGGUCACAAUCCUGAUACAUCUCAAAGAUGAGCAGUCCCACAUAGCAGCAAACCGA
Messenger RNA from Drosophila nasuta, 2624 nucleotides. RefSeq names its product Per1-like protein PGAP5 (gene PGAP5). Gene Ontology annotation, biological process: GPI anchor biosynthetic process; endoplasmic reticulum to Golgi vesicle-mediated transport. Gene Ontology annotation, molecular function: phosphoric diester hydrolase activity. Gene Ontology annotation, cellular component: endoplasmic reticulum-Golgi intermediate compartment. Bases 69 to 1169 code for a protein of 366 amino acids. The record is from RefSeq and is a predicted model, not a curated record. The transcript has 3 exons. Lineage: Eukaryota; Metazoa; Arthropoda; Insecta; Diptera; Drosophilidae.